Molecule: messenger RNA, 743 nt
Organism: Neocloeon triangulifer
Lineage: Eukaryota; Metazoa; Arthropoda; Insecta; Ephemeroptera; Baetidae
Exons: 2
Coding region: 135-665 (176 amino acids)
Source: RefSeq, a predicted model, not a curated record
AUUUUGCUCCAUCAUUUGCCAUGGCAAUUCAGAGUCAAAUCACAACACGAGAGAGGCCGAACUGAAAAAAUUUGAAGCUACCACGAAAAAACGUUUGACAAUAUAUUGGCAGAAAAUUCUACAAAUUUUCCAGAAUGAAGCCUUGGAUACAAAUUGUUUUGACAUCACUAGCUUUAGCUUUGGUGCCACCAGCACUUUUUCAAGAGGUUAUACCAGACCCAGCGGUAGCGUCCACAGAGGGAGUACAGAACAUGGCCCAAAAUUGGGACAUGGGGGGUGGCGAGGUCACUUAUCCACAGCAGCCUUCCCCGACGAACUUUUACCCUGGGGGCGAAGGCGAAAUAACACCGCAAGACUAUCCUCAAGUACCAGACGGAGAAAACCCCUUCUUGACAGAGCAACCUGACUAUGGCCCUGAAGUCAAUGGUCGAACCCGUUCGUCAACUUCGACCACCCCUUGGAACGGAAAAUCAACUUUGAAGUCCAUAUAUAGCAACAACAGGCGCACAGAUCGGCGCAAAUAUGGAGGUUCCGACACGAGGCAGCCAAAUGUUGGCGGCAAUCGAAGGUCAAACUCUCAACAAUCAAGCAAUAAUGGUGCAUUGUCCGCUUUGAAAUUUGAUGCAAAGUGGAAUCGCAUCGGAAUCGGAAAAAAUGGCGACUAGGUUUAAUUUUGGUAAAACAUUUAGAAAAGUUUAAUUUUUGUAUAAAAACUAGUGAUGGAAUAAAAAUGUGGAAAAUAA